ACAUUCCAAACUAUUAUGCCGACAAAACCAUACGCAAUCUGGCAACGCAUAAUCAUGGCUGACAAGGGAAAGAGCGUGCCUAAUUCUGCUUCUAAAAAGACGAAUGAACAGAUUGUCCAUGAAUUCAAUCAACUUCGUCAAGAACAGCGAGCUUUAGCUAGUAAAAUGAACGAACUAGAAGCUGAGGCAAAUGAACACAGUCUUGUGAUUAAGACUCUUGAUGGUGUUGAUGGAGAGCGGAGAUGCUUUCGAAUGGUUGGAGGUGUACUGGUUGAGAGAACCGUCAAAGAUGUACUUCCAGCAUUGAAACAUAAUAAAGAAGGGUUGAUAAAACUACUAGAAAAUUUGAAACUCCAGUUAGAAAUCAAGGGUAAGGAAUUGCAGGCAUACAGAGAAAAACACAACAUCAGAAUCCGAGGGGAAGAGACAGAGGAGAAAGAAAAGGAGACAACCAAGGCUGCUGGAUCUCAGAGUGUCUUAGUUGGGAAAGGAACAUGAUGAUGCUGUUGAAUCUUGAUUGAUCUAUUCACAACCAGUUCAAGCUAGUUACAACUAAUUUUUAUUUCAAACAUUGCAAUCUGGAUUGAUCCAGUUGAAGCGAGUUCCAACAAGUGUAUUACAAAUAUUGUGGCAUUAAAUUAUUGACACUCAGUUAAAAUCUACUCAUGUUUACAUUAAGGCUAAUCUGCAAUGAGGCUAUUGCAAUUAAAAGAAAAUGUUUCUCAAACAAAUUUCAAUGAUACCAUGUGACCAAAUUAGUGGUAAAACAAAGGAAUUCAUGGACAUAUACACAUAAUGAAACAAAUUAAUAUCCAUUGUUAUAUAUUAUUAAUGAUUUCAUACAAUGAUUGAUAAGAAAUAUUAAGUGAUUUCCAAAUGUACUCCAG
Messenger RNA from Anneissia japonica, 887 nucleotides. Its product is annotated as prefoldin subunit 2-like. The transcript has 4 exons. Gene Ontology annotation, cellular component: prefoldin complex; cytoplasm. Gene Ontology annotation, biological process: protein folding. Bases 16 to 498 code for a protein of 160 amino acids. The record is from RefSeq and is a predicted model, not a curated record. NCBI's taxonomy places the organism in Eukaryota, Metazoa, Echinodermata, Crinoidea, Comatulida, Comatulidae. Gene Ontology annotation, molecular function: protein folding chaperone.